Acanthoscelides obtectus is the source of this 906-nucleotide messenger RNA. NCBI's taxonomy places the organism in Eukaryota, Metazoa, Arthropoda, Insecta, Coleoptera, Chrysomelidae. The record is from the annotation of a GenBank genome assembly.
UAUUCUGUGAACCAGAUCUUUACCGCAUCCCAAGAAGAGAAGUUGAAGGAAUAUUUUUCGCAUUGCGCUCUUCUGUUUUACGGAUUAACUGCAAGAGAAUGUCGUCAAGUGGCGUAUCAAUGUGCUAAGCUAAAUAAUAUAAAGAUGCCUAAAUCUUGGACAGACAAUGAAAUGGCGGGUAAGGACUGGUUAACUUUGUUCAAACGUAGGAACAGGUUUUCUUCCAGGAGACCAGAACCUUGUAGCCUAGCAAGAGCUACAGCCUUCAACCGAAACAACGUCAAUAAUUUUUACAAUAAUUUAGAAGAUCUGAUCAAGAGAAACUCGGCUUUUGCAAAUGGUACCCGUAUAUUUAAUCUGGAUGAAACAUCAACGACAACAGUGCAAAAGCCUCAAAAAGUAAUAGCACCAUUAGGCAGAAAAUGCAUUGGAAAAGUCACAAGUGGUGAGAGAGGAACUUUGGUAACCACAUGCUGCAUUGUAAGUGCCAGCGGCAACGCUUUGCCACCAGUUAUGAUAUUUCCUAGGAAAAAAUUCAAAGAUCAUAUGAUCAAAAACACACCUGCAGGAACACUCGGCUUAGCAACGCCUAGUGGAUGGAUGAACGCGGAUAGUUUCACAGAAGUAAUGAAACAUUUUAUCAAGCAUACGAACUCUUGCAAAGAAAAUCCUAGUAUGUUGGUAAUGGAUAACCACGAGUCACAUUUGAGCAUUGAAGCCAUACAGUUGGCAAAAGAUUGUGGAGUCAAUCUCCUCACUAUUCAUCCCCACACUUCGGGGAAAUUACAACCACUUGACGUGGGAGUAUUUAGCGCGUUCAAAGUAUAUUAUAAUGCUGGCAUCGAUUCCUGGCUUAUGACACAUCCUGGAAAGCCUGUUACCAUAUAUGACUUCUUAAAGCAAUGA